Molecule: messenger RNA, 2183 nt
Organism: Zootermopsis nevadensis
Lineage: Eukaryota; Metazoa; Arthropoda; Insecta; Blattodea; Termopsidae
Source: RefSeq, a predicted model, not a curated record
AUUUCAUUUGUAUAUUUAUGGUUUCCUUAAUGAUGUUAGUAGCUCAGAGUAUAUAGUGUAAAGUGAAAGGAUGAUAAAAGAACAAGUUUUAAAAGGGUCUUCGUUAUGCCACAUCAUCAGCAGGACAACCAAAAGACAUGACAAAUGCAAUAAUGAUAGCAAAGGUAAAAGGUCAUUGUUGUAACAGUGAUGAAAGACAUGGCAGACAUGGAUGGGCCCAUAUGGUGUUAUUCAGUUGCAUUAAAGAAGCGCCCAAUUAUGAAUUGGCUAGAAAUGCUGAAUGAAGUUCUCCGCUAUCAUAAACCUGACACAUGGGACAGUGUGUCUUAUGGUCAACAGCGGUACCGAAAAGUCCAAGUGUUUGGUGAGGAAUAUGACAAGAUUGCAGGCAAAUUCACACCUGAACUGAGAACACAUGUUCAGAUGAUUUAUCGUGUACAGAACCCCUACUUAUACGGACGAUAUAAAUUAAAAGUUGAACAACUUCAGCUCAAGGGGCAAGUUUAUGAGGAAACGUAUUAUCAUCCAAUAUAUGAGGAUGACAUGAAUGUUGUCAUGGAAUACAACUGUGAUUUUAGACGUUACACACAUGCAUCCAAUGUGCAGCAUGAUGGGAAGAGGCCAAGAUUUUAUAAGUCUGCUGAAAUGGCAGAAAGAAAUUUCACCAGCAGCAAUAAGGCGCUUGUGGUGGUAAAAGUUGUUUCUACUGACAUAUCUUCCUCUUCUCAUUGCUACAAAGCCUGGGACACUGAAUAUUACCCAGAAUAUAUAGUUGUUUUUACUCAUUAGCGAUUUGAUAUAAAGACAAAGAAGGUUGUAACCAGGUGUGACAACAGAAUUUUAAAACACUGGUGCACAAACUUAUUUCAAGCUAAAAUUGGUCAUGGUUGAGUUCAUGAGCAAAAGCACUUACUAUUUUGAUGUGGAUAUUCGAGAGUGUAUAAGAAGGCCUUUUUUUUGUCAUUUUAUAUGUAUUAAAAGAAAAACAUGGCUAAAUUGUGAUGGUGCUAGCUUAAGCCAAGAAAGGUGCACUUUUGUAUAGUUUUAUAGGAUUAAAUGUUCAAACAAAAUGGAUUUUAGAUUUUUACUUUAAUAUGGAAUGUGAAGUAUUUUUCCAUAAUUAGUAAUGUUAGUAAAUGUAAGUAGCAGUUCAUGAUUAGCUUAUUACUGCAUGUCUCAUGAAUAGUAAUCAGAUAAUAAGGGAGAUGCAGAUUAAUUUUAUUUAAAGCAAUUAUUUUCAGUUAAGUUCCUUGUGAUCAAAGAGAGAGGUUGGUUUUGUCUUCUGUAAAUCAUAAUUGUAAAAUGUCAUACUGUAUCAGUGACUUGUUUGUUAUUUUAAAUGUCACUUCUAAGUCCUCGAAAUGAAAACUGAAAUUAAAAAUAAGAAUUUUCCUUUAAUAUCAUGGAGCUCCUUGUGACCCUAUGCUAUUUAAUGGUGAUAGUGCAAUGUGACAAUAUGUGAAAACAUUAAAAAGAAAUAUCUGAAUUUUCAUAUUGUGAUAAUCAAGGUCCUGAAUUUGAAGCCAGUAAAAUCAACAAGUUGCAUUCUAUGUUUUUUAACACUAAAUAUAAUUAUUUUAUACUGAUAGUGAAAACUAAGUAAAAUAUAUUUAUCAUUUAAUAAUAUUUGCUUGUUUUAAAUGCUACUAAAAUAUACUAUAGUCACUACAACUUCACAGCAAAACUUGUUACUUUGUUCAAGUACACUAAAUAUGUUUCUAGAAAAUUUACAGACAGAUUUUUUUUCCUUUGUUUAAUUUCAGUUCAUGUUCUGCAGUGUGUUCUGAGAUGAAAACAGAACUACGUUCAGGAUUUCAGUUUGAAAAGACAAAAAGAGAGGUUAAGAAUCUAUGUUUUUAUAUCACCAUCAAGUGAUCAGUUAUGAAUAUUUUCACUUGGCCUUCGCAAGCUAAAUGUGAUCAGAAAGUACAUCAGAAGAACAAUGCCAGUACUGUGUAUUUAGUUAAUCAGCUCUUUUUUAAAUAUAUAUUGCACUAGCAUUAUGAUGAGUGCAACAUCUUAAUAGUGUUGUGUAGUAGUACAUUGAUUUCAUUCAGUAGUUGUUUUUGCAAUUUGGUACAAGGAAAAUCUGAGUGAGUUUGAUUACCCUGUCAUCCAAAGACUGAAAAAAUGAUUUCAUAUGUGUUUUUUAAAGUUCUCAAUAAAAAUGAAUAAAUGAUACA